This is a messenger RNA of Zygosaccharomyces rouxii, 192 nucleotides long. RefSeq lists its product as uncharacterized. The coding region runs from base 1 to 192 and encodes 63 amino acids. Lineage: Eukaryota; Fungi; Ascomycota; Saccharomycetes; Saccharomycetales; Saccharomycetaceae. The record is from RefSeq and is a predicted model, not a curated record. The transcript has a single exon.
AUGUCGGGAUUAUCUAAAUGUGUGGUUACAUUACUCGGUCAACCUGGGGUCGAUGAACGGGACCACAGAACUAGUCACCCAAGCCAUACUCUAAGAUUCAUUACCCCCAAAUCAAAACUGGUAGAAGCAGAUGAAAUACCAUUAAAAGAAUCGAUUUUUCUUCAGACUGAACUAAAUUGUGUAUAUCGUUAA